Molecule: messenger RNA, 685 nt
Organism: Syngnathus typhle (broad-nosed pipefish)
Lineage: Eukaryota; Metazoa; Chordata; Actinopteri; Syngnathiformes; Syngnathidae
Gene: txnl4a
Product: thioredoxin-like 4A
Exons: 4
Coding region: 170-598 (142 amino acids)
Biological process (GO): mRNA splicing, via spliceosome
Cellular component (GO): spliceosomal complex; U5 snRNP; U4/U6 x U5 tri-snRNP complex
Source: RefSeq, a predicted model, not a curated record
ACCACGAUGUGCUUCCGUCGCAUGUUGAUGACGACAGAGAGCCUAACAGCAACGUUGUUUCGAAUUGCGGUAAACACGCUGAAUUUGGCCUCUUUAAACUAUUCGUUAAGCCGGAGAGCUCUUUUUAUUAUUUUCCUAAGGAGCGGGGACUGGACAGCGACUUUUGAAAAUGUCGUACAUGCUACCGCAUCUCCACAAUGGCUGGCAAGUCGACCAAGCCAUCCUGUCUGAGGAGGACCGAGUGCUCGUCAUCCGCUUCGGACACGACUGGGACCCGACGUGUAUGAAAAUGGACGAGGUUCUGUAUAGUAUCGCUGAAAAGGUGAAAAACUUUGCUGUCAUCUAUCUGGUGGACAUCACAGAAGUGCCUGACUUCAACAAGAUGUACGAGUUGUACGACCCCUGCACUGUCAUGUUCUUUUUCAGGAACAAGCACAUCAUGAUUGAUCUGGGCACCGGUAACAACAACAAGAUUAAUUGGACAAUGGAGGACAAGCAGGAAAUGAUAGACAUUGUGGAGACGGUGUACCGAGGAGCAAGAAAAGGCCGAGGUCUGGUGGUCUCGCCCAAGGAUUAUUCCACAAAAUACAGAUAUUAAUUUUGUUAUAGUAUUCUUUGACUUACUUGAUUGGUAUUUUUAAACAUCUGUUGUAUUUUGUUUAGUUUCAUAAAGUUUUUCCAUUUA